UUGGUGAGAAGAGAGGAUCACACACCCCCAAUCUACAACCAUCCAUGGCCGCCGCCGCCCUAUCCCUCCUCUCACCCACCCACCUCCGCCGCCGCCUCUCCCCCUCCCACCUCCACNNACCUCCACCUCCGCCCCAACCCCUCCAGAUUCUCGGUCAGAUCCUUCUCCGCCCCGGCCCUCACCCAGGACGACCUCAAGAGGCUCGCCGCCGACAAGGCCGUCGACUACGUCAAGAGCGGCAUGGUCCUCGGCCUCGGCACCGGAUCCACCGCCGCCUUCGUCGUCGACAAGCUCGGCGCCCUCCUCAAGUCCGGCGCCCUCACCGACAUCGUCGGCGUCCCAACCUCCAAGCGGACACAGGAGCAGGCCGCCGCCCUCGGCAUCCCCCUCUCCACCCUCGACUCCCACCCCCACCUCGACCUCGCCAUUGACGGCGCCGACGAGGUCGACCCCAAUCUCGAUCUCGUCAAGGGACGCGGCGGCGCCCUCCUCCGCGAGAAGAUGGUCGAGGCGGCCUCCGACAGGUUCGUGGUCGUGGUCGACGACUCGAAAUUGGUCACCGGUCUGGGCGGGUCGGGCCUCGCCAUGCCCGUCGAGGUCGUGCAGUUCUGCUGGAAUUACAAUCUGGUUCGAUUGAAGGAGCUGUUUAAGGAGGAAGGUUGCGAGGCGAAAUUGAGAUUGGAUGGAGAUGGGAAACCCUACGUGACUGAUAACUCGAAUUACAUCGUGGAUCUGUAUUUCAAGACGCCGAUUAGGGAUUCCGGCGCGGCCGGGAAGGAGAUCGCCGCCCUGGAGGGGGUGGUGGAGCACGGGCUGUUCCUGGAUAUGGCCACGGCCGUGAUUAUCGCCGGAGGCAGUGGGGUGAGCGUGAAGACAAAGUGA
Striga asiatica is the source of this 882-nucleotide messenger RNA. NCBI's taxonomy places the organism in Eukaryota, Viridiplantae, Streptophyta, Magnoliopsida, Lamiales, Orobanchaceae. The record is from the annotation of a GenBank genome assembly.